GCUCCAUCGGCCGUGCAGCAGCCGAGCAGCUCAGCCGCUACUCUCUGCCUUCGGCCAUCAGUUUCAGCUUCAGAACACAUCUUUUUAUCCUGUUCUGUUGCUUCCAACAUUCACAGCAGCCAUGGACACCAAAGUGCAGACGAUGCUUUUGAUGGCGUUGGCAACCCUUCUCAUAUUAGUGCUUGCUGUGAAUGCCGCGGACCAUUUGGAUACAUAUGCAAAUGCUGUAUCUAGGCCAGCGAGUCCGAGAGGAAGGUUCCUUUUGAACGUGACUCCUCGAACAAACACUUGCAAAUACAACAAAUCAAUUUGCCGCCAGACAGGCUCAGCUGGUCCUGACUGCUGCGAUGAGGUGUGUGUUGACAAAAGCACUGAUUUCAACAACUGUGGGUCAUGUGGCCAUGACUGUCACUUUGGGAAAACCUGUUGCGAUGGUGACUGUGUGGAUCUUCAGAAAGAUGAGGACAACUGUGGAAGGUGCGGACUGGUGUGCCCCAGGAGAAUCUCGACUCACAACCUCCAUGGACGAUGUGAGAAUGGGCUCUGUGAUUACAACUGAUCAGUGCACGAGUCAUCCUAGUGUUCAUCAUACUAGGAUGAAAGUUUUGUUUCAAGCCCAAUGAUUUUGUAUCUGUUCAGACUUCGGUCCUAGCUGAAAGCAAGCAAAAAAAAUGUAUUCUUGUUACGUACACUUAACGUUCGUAAUGAGACGUGAUUCAAUGAAAACAAUUUCAGAGUUUUUUUAGAAGACAUAUCCUCUUCUCGAAUCUACGCUGUAGUUAGGAAUUAGUAGAUAUUCCAAAACAUACGUUCAAUAAGUUUAAACUAUGAGCUUAGAUACACGCGACCCACCACUACAGCUUAGUCAGGACCAGUGAUGCGAGAAACUACAAUCUCCAUGUGGCUCUAUAUUUCUGGACUUCACGAUUGAGAUCGUAAAUAUUCAUGUCUUGAAUAUUAAGGAUGAGGUGAAAAUCACAGUUGAAUCUUCUCGCACUGGUCUGGCU
Messenger RNA from Marchantia polymorpha subsp. ruderalis, 1007 nucleotides. Lineage: Eukaryota; Viridiplantae; Streptophyta; Marchantiopsida; Marchantiales; Marchantiaceae. The record is from the annotation of a GenBank genome assembly.